AUCCAAGAACCCUUGAUUUCUGGUAGCCCUUAAUCAAUAUGAUUCAGCGUAAAGAAUCUCAAAAAUGUCUUCGACAAUCCCAACUACCCAUUUGAAAUUCAAACCCCCAAAUCAUUUUCUUAAACCCCCGCUGCAUAAUAAUAAUAAUCAUCAUAUCCCAAAUGCCCAGCGCCGAGAGCAUUCGUCCUCGAGCUGGGAAUCCCAUGCUAUGCCGCUGCAAGUUUUCUUUGCUGACAACAAGGGCCUCCGGUGAUGGCGGUGGUCAAGCUGAAAUCUUUUCUGCCAAAAAAGUAUCUUCAGCUUCUGAUGUCGAGACACUGAAGGACAUCUCAUCGAGCUCGUCAAAUGAUGGUUAUGUAUCUUUGUUUAUUCGCAUGCUCGGUUUAGACAAAGAUCCUCAAGACAGAGAGCAAGCUGUUGUUGCUCUAUGGAAGUACUCGCUCGGUGGAAAGCAAUGCAUUGAUAACAUUAUGAAAUACCAUGGAACAGUCAAUCUAAUCGUGAACCUUCUAAAAUCGGAUUCGGAUUCCGCAUGUGAAGCAGCUUCAGGUCUUCUGAGGGCGAUAUCGUCUAUUAAUCUGUUUAGAGACUUUGUAGCUGAGAGCGGCGCAGUAGAAGAAAUGACUGCCUUGUUGACACGUUCCGCCUUGUCGUCUGAUGUGAAGGAGCAGACGAUAUGUACUCUGUGGAAUUUGUCUGUAGACGAGAAGCUUAGUGCAAGAAUUACAAACUCCGAGAUACUUCCGUUACUUAUCUCGUACUUGGAGGAUGAAGAUAUGAGAGUCAAGGAACCCGCUGCUGGAGUUUUGGCUAAUUUAACAUUGACUAAGUCGAAUCAUAAUUUAAUCGUUGAGCUUGGAGUUAUUCCGAAAUUGGCGAAGAUUUUGACGGCUGACGUGGAAGAAUCUAAAGUCGUAAGGAAGGUAGCACGGAAUGCAUUAUUGGAACUCGCGAAAGACGAGUAUAAUAAAAUACUUAUCAUGGAGGAAGGUUUAGUUCUGGUUCCGUUAAUCGGUGCUGCAGCCUACAAAUCUUUCAGACCAGCUUUAUAUUCAUGGCCAUCUUUGCCCGACGGUACAAAGAUCGAACAGAGCUCGAAAAUUCCUUCAAGAUACGGUGCUUCAGAACUUCUGCUCGGAUUAAACAUCGACACCAAAGAUGUCGACUUAGAGGAGGCAAAGAAGAAUGCCGUAAUUGGGCGAACGCAGCAGCAGUUUCUUGCACGUAUAGGAGCUAUUGAAAUCGAAGAUGGUCCUAAAUCGGACAGCGAAUCGUCCUCUGUCCAAAGGUUGACCACGCUUUUGCCGUGGGUGGAUGCCGUUGCUCGUUUGGUUUUGAUUCUCGGACUUGAAGAUGAGUCGGCUAUUGCAAGAGCUGCUGAGUCGAUUUCUGAUGCUUCGAUCAGCGAACAUAUGCGCGUCUCGUUUAAAGAACGCGGUGCAAUCAAGCAUCUUGUUCAUGGAAUAUUAAAAAAAUGGUUUAUGCUAAUAUUUUUGGAAAUGUUGUGGUCCAGCAAUCACGUUUGUCAGACAAUUGAAGCGGAAGGUGUUUUAAAACCUCUCGUAAAUCUGCUGAAGCAGUCAAAUUCGGAGACCUCUCACAGCUUGACUUCAAUGAUUAUAGAUAUUCUUGCUCGGAUUUUAGACCCUAGCCGCGAAAUGGCCUCGUCAGAACUUACCUCCAGCACACAUGCCAAUGCUGAAGGAGUCCUCGCUGAUUCGACUUUCCUCUCUUGCCUUGUGGAUAUCUUGAAGACAUCAAACCCUAAUUUGCAGACGAAAGCUGCUUCCAUACUAAACUUCAUUUUCACGAACAAGCCUUGUAUCGAAAAGCUCAUCUCUUCCGACAUUCAAUCUGGUCUCGAAGCAGUUUUUCAACAGAAAUCUUUAUUAGCAGAAACGGAGUACGAUACAGAAGUGAAUAUCCUUGAACUGGAAGAAGCAGGUGCAGCAGUAUCUGCAGCAUCCCGUUUACUAACAAAACUGCUCGACCACCAACAGUUUCAUCAAACAGUGAAUUCAUACAAUUUCACGCAGUUACUUCGCGCAAUCCUCUCAUCGAGAAUUCCUCUCCAGUUCAAGAAUUGGGUGGCCGCAUGCCUGGUCAAACUCGGCGCUCUAUCAAACCGCCACCUGGACAUUGAGGAUCCGAUUAACAUGGAGGUGACACUCUACGAAACGAUUCCGAGGCUGAUACAGCAGAUCAAAGGGUCGCUGUCGCAGCAGGUGCAGGAAGCUGCUGUGGUGGAGCUGCAGAGGAUAAUUUCCCAAGGGGUGGUUGACUCGACAAGAGCCGUUGCUUCCGAGGGAGGGAUAUUUGUACUCGUGGAGGUGUUGGGAAACGGGAGUAGUAAGGCUGUGGAGGCGAGUCUAGGUGUGCUGUAUAAUUUAAGUAUGGAUGAAGAGAAUCAUGCCGCGAUUAUAGCUGCUGGAGCGGUUCCGGUUUUGAGGAAACUUGUUAAUUCGCAAAAACCGGACUGGAUGCUUGCUCUACGUUUGCUUAGAAACCUACCUACUUAAAUGAUUUUAUUAUUUUUUUUAUUAUCAUUUUAUUGAAGCCUGAUAUUAUAUGUUUUUGAUAGUUUGAUCAGUCAUAUAUAUAUAAGGGACUUGUACCAAUAUGAAGCCAAAUUUGAAGCAAAAUUGCUAAAAUUGCAGAUUGUAUGUUAUAUUAUAGUUAAUCCAGACUUGUAGUUAU
Erythranthe guttata (spotted monkey flower) is the source of this 2697-nucleotide messenger RNA. The record is from RefSeq and is a predicted model, not a curated record. Lineage: Eukaryota; Viridiplantae; Streptophyta; Magnoliopsida; Lamiales; Phrymaceae.